Molecule: messenger RNA, 3455 nt
Organism: Daldinia caldariorum
Lineage: Eukaryota; Fungi; Ascomycota; Sordariomycetes; Xylariales; Hypoxylaceae
Product: microtubule associated protein-domain-containing protein
Exons: 3
Coding region: 458-2725 (755 amino acids)
Biological process (GO): mitotic spindle midzone assembly; microtubule cytoskeleton organization
Cellular component (GO): mitotic spindle midzone; spindle; cytoplasm
Molecular function (GO): microtubule binding
Source: RefSeq, a predicted model, not a curated record
CUUCAUCUUCCCCUCCAUAUUGCCUUCUUAGACAACGUCUCAAUCGGCCUCUAAAAGAGAGACACAUCAUCUUAUCUACUAUCAACCUACGAAAUCACUUGCAUUUGCAUUUGCAUUUGAUCCUCUACAAACUCUUAUCUUUUUUUUUUUCCGAGGCCGCUUGCGCAUGCAAAACGCACGAAAUCUUUUUGGCGUAACUUGAUCGCCUGGGAUGCGCCGACUGACCUCACCAAGCUUCUAGGUUGCGUUGCCGAACCAGAAAAAAAAAAAGAUUCAUUCAUUCGUUUUAAACUUGACCAGAUUCUCUGACUGUGAUAUCGAACCACAAUCUGCGUGUAAGGCCAGUGCGUCACCGCUUGCGAUAUCUGCCUAACCUUCUCAACAAAAAAUUUGUUACAAUUCAUGAAUACAACCAGUUAGGCAUUUAAGCCAUCUGCUGUUCAGCAUCGCAUGCAAGAUGGACGCGAGCUACCUUUCCCAGCAGGUUAAUAUUAUAAUCGGCCAACUCCAUGGCCUCUUCGACGAGAUUGGUGUUUCUAGCCAUGAUCGCGAAAACAGAGAAUCAGAGCUCUUCGCAGCCCUCUCGGAGACUUUGAACAACCAAGUGAAGCAGGUGACAGAGGAGAAGAAUGAUCUAGUCGAAGAGGCGCAAAGAUUGAUUACCUUAAUCCGCCAAAUGGAAGCGUCGCUUGAUGGCCCCAGAUCAUCACGCAGCUUCACACCCGACAGCGACGAUCUCCGAGUCACAUACCCGCUCACAAGAUGCUUGACGGGGCUAAAAGAGAAACAUAUGCAAAUUAGCAAACUUCACCGUGAACGAUUCGAGCAAGUUAAGAAACUUGUACAAGCGCUCGAGUCUUAUUCCUCCCACCUGGAGCCCACAUUCAUAAACAUUACUUUGCCACCCACCGGGCCGAAUCAGUCUAUCCCGCCGAAUUUCGACCUUUCCCCCGCCUACGUUAAUAAACUAGACGACGAAUUCACCAGAGUCUACGAGGAAUACACCCGACGUGUAAACACAGUAAAAUCCAUAUCGGAACACAUUAUCCAGCUAUGGGCCGAGCUCGGUACGCCUCAAGCUCAAACCGAUGGUGCGAUCGUGAAGUAUUAUCGUGAUGCCCCUGAGCAGCUCGGUUUGCAUGAAGAAGAUCUAGCUAGACUCCGCAACAAGAGAGACAAACUGGCAGAUGAAAAGAAGAAUCGCGAAAGGCGUCUCAAAGACCUCAAGACAUCCGUCGCAGCUCUUUGGGAGAAGCUUGGUGUUGACGAAGCAGAACGUAAGGCGUUCCUGAACGGCAACCGUGGCUGUGGUAUCCGACAGAUCAAUGAGUUUGAGGAUGAAUUAGCAAGACUGAGCGAGCUCAAGCAACAGAACUUGCACCUUUUCGUGGAAGAUGCGCGAUGCAAACUCCAAGAGUUAUGGGAUGCGCUAUACUUCUCAGAGGACGAGAUGCUCGAAUUUACACCGGCUUUCUCUGAUGUUUACAGCGAUGCGCUGCUAGAAGCCCACGAACGUGAGAUUACGCGACUUGAGUCUCUAAAGGAACAGCGAGCUCCUACUCUAGCCCUGGUUGAGAGGCACCGUACACUUGUUCAUGAUCGAGAUGAGCUUGCAGCAUCCAGCCAAGAUGCGUCCCGACUGAUGAUGCGUGGCCAGAAGGGAGAAAGGCGAGAUCCAGGAAAAUUGUUACGAGAGGAGAAGAUGCGAAAGAGAAUCGCCAAGGAGCUCCCUAAAGUUGCUGCAGAUCUCGCCAAGAUGCUAGAGCAAUGGGAGGAUGAAUAUGGCCGCCCAUUCCUCGUGUACGGAGAGAGGUACCUAGAUGUUUUAGAACCAGAACCCCCAAAGCAGGCCCCAGGUCCAAGAUCAAAGACCCCUGCGGGCCCUCCACCAUCAGCAAACAAAGCGCAAAAGUCAGCACAACCGCCGAGCCGUGCCAAUAGCAAUGCUAGCAAGGCAGGUACAUUCCCAAGAUCAAAGACGCCAGUGGUGAAUGGUAAUGGCAAUGGCACGAUCAGGAAAGCUCCUCCUGGUAUGCAAGGACCAAAGGAUCCGAAGGGUAGCCCAUCUAGGAUACCAGCCCGUGCUCCUUUGUCGAAUCUCAAGUACGGUAAUAACUCUCCCGAAAGACCUCGGCCUGAGUCACGCGCUCAAAGUAUACUGCGUCCUGGGCAUCCUCUCUCGCGAGCACCUCCCCCGAAGAUGAGAGACCUAAACCCGCCUCCCGAGUUAGAAACCCCGGUGAAUCCCUACCGAAACGUUGGACUAGGUUCGAGCACGCAUAUCCGAGCUGUUGAGCCGGACGAUGUGUAUGAUGAUCGAGCAUACGAGCGAGAGUCCUACCAUUCUUAUUCAAGAUCCCAGUCGCAUCAUGAUUCGCAUAUGUCUGCACAAAGUGAGCGACUUAUGCAAUCAUCCUACCCCCAAGCACCCCCUCCAAGGCAGAUCUCAAAUACGUCUACAGUAGUAACUGGAUCCGAAAAUUGGGAGACGUAUGACGAUAAUUCCGAGCCGGAGGCAGACGCAUCUGAUGCGUAUUACGCCAAGGUACGAGCGGCGAGAGGGAAACGAUUUACACCAGAAGACCCCUACUCGCGCCAGCAAGCAAACAUACCUAAGCGGUAUCGAGGGAUCCCACCCCAGUUGCAAUCUGGCAACGUUACGAUAGAUGCUGAAGGCAAUCGUAUCAUUUCGGGUAGUGAAUGGACUGAUGAAGAUGCCUACUGAGCAUUUCAUUAGUCUUCCCACUAGACUAUAACGAGCGAUAACGAGCAUUUACGAGCUUCGAAAAGUUACGCGACUGACCGUUACGAUUUAUGUGACGCUUCUCACAACCUGGUAGCGAUGGCGCUCUUCGGGAUACUUUUACGUAAUUUUGUUGAUGAUGAUUUGGCAUCGUUUUUGAUUUCCAUGAACUGGUUAUUGUUUCUUCCUUAUUAUUCCGUUUCUUGUAUUUGCUUUUAAUUGCAUUAUGAUGUCGUUCGCCGCGAGGCCACUUAGGUGGAAUCCUAACUUGACGAGCUUGACGUUUCUCAAGACCGGCCGAUAGCACAUAGCACUUGGGUUGUCGUACUCAUGGUGGCUUUGAUUUGCCUGAUUUUACAUACUCCUUGUUGGAACAUAAUCGGAAGGGGGGGUGAAGGCGAAAGGCAGGCAAGCAGCUUAAGGGGGGGUUGCGGGAGUAUUGGAAUGGGCGUCGGUUCAUAAGGCGUUCAAGAUGGAUAGCAAAUAACUAUGCAUGUUUCCUGGUUCAUAUUCCAUAUUCCAUAUUCCAGCUUCUAUCUUCGUAGCUGAAAUAAAGGGCCAGCUUGAAGCUGGUCAAAUUUUUUUUAUUUUUUAUAAAAAAAACUUGAAUCAUUAAGCAAGUACAGCUUGGUAAAGGAGGAAGUGAAAAUGACCGUAUUUAAUGUCUAGGCACCUAGUUAAUUUAUAAUUGCUAAUACUGAGCCUAUCGGCG